AUGGUUAGGUGGUACUUGGAUGAUGAUGAUGAGGAUGAAUAUGAGGACGAUGUGCUUAAGCCAGAGAGAUUGCUUCAAAGAACAGAUCGAGGUGCUGGAUGGCAUCAUGUUCAGCAGCUUAUGCACGGGGCAGAUCAACAGUGUUAUGAUAUUCUUCGCAUGAAUCAGAGGACAUUUCAAGAUUUGUGUAAGAUGUUAGCGACGAGAUGUGGGUUAAAAGAAACGAACAAUGUCUAUAUUGAAGAAGGGGUUGCAAUGUUCCUUGAAGUGGUGGGUCAAGAUAAGACGGUACGGGUUAUUGCAGAAAGAUAUCAGCGUUCGUUGGAUACGGUCAAAAGGAAACUUGAAGAGGUUUUGAGUGUUCUCUUGAAAUUUGCUGCAGAUGUACUAAAACUAGAAGAUGGUGAGUUCACAAGAGUAUGUCCUGCUUUGAGAGAUGAUGAUCGAUACUGGCCAUGUUUUAAAGAUUGUAUUGGGGCAUUGGAUGGAACUCAUAUCUCAGUUCGCCCUCCUAAGCGAAAUGAAGAAGCAUACCGAGGUAGAAAACAGGAGCCGACCAUGAAUGUCCUUGCUAUAUGUAACUUCGAUAUGAAGUUCAUAUAUGCUUAUGUGGGUGUACCGGAUAGAGCACAUGACACAAAGGUAUUGACUUACUGUGCGAGGAACGAGCCCUUUUUUCCACAUCCGCCAAAUGGAAAGUACUAUUUGGUUGAUGCGGGAUAUCCCACAAGAAUAGGGUAUCUUGGUCAGUAUCGCAGAGUUCGGUACCAUCUCGAUCAGUUCAACAGAGGAGGACCGCCAACGAACAGUCGAGAGGUGUUUAACCGGAGACAUUCAAGCUUGCGAUCAGUGAUUGAACGGACAUUUGGAGUAUGGAAAGCAAAAUGGAGAAUUCUUGACCGUAGGCAUCCAAAGUAUGGUUUGAUCAAAUGGAUAAAGCUAGUAACAGCAACGAUGGCUCUACAAAACUUCAUACGUGAUUCACAUCGAGAAGAUAAUGAUUUUGUGCGUUGGCAGAGAAGAGAAGAAUAUCAUACACAUGGAAGAGAAAGAGAGAAAGACGGUGAUGAGGAUGAAGAGAAGUGGAAUGAUGAUGAAGACAAUUAG
This is a messenger RNA of Brassica oleracea var. oleracea, 1107 nucleotides long. RefSeq lists its product as uncharacterized. The transcript has 2 exons. Bases 1 to 1107 code for a protein of 368 amino acids. NCBI's taxonomy places the organism in Eukaryota, Viridiplantae, Streptophyta, Magnoliopsida, Brassicales, Brassicaceae. The record is from RefSeq and is a predicted model, not a curated record.